Molecule: messenger RNA, 4312 nt
Organism: Dunckerocampus dactyliophorus (ringed pipefish)
Lineage: Eukaryota; Metazoa; Chordata; Actinopteri; Syngnathiformes; Syngnathidae
Gene: ubn2b
Product: ubinuclein 2b
Exons: 17
Coding region: 330-3848 (1172 amino acids)
Cellular component (GO): nucleus
Source: RefSeq, a predicted model, not a curated record
UUUCCAUACGCACGCCCAACCACGGAAUAAUGAUAAUAAUGAUCAAGAUGGCUACUACAGAAGCCUGUCUGUAGCUAAGUACCAAUUUCAUGGAAUCACUCAAAACUGCAGUUACUAACUAUUAAAGUCCCUCGUAGACGACGAGGACUCCGCCAGGCAUAAUACUAUAUGGAUUGAUUACGGGUUAAGAGGAAAUAGUAGAAACUGUGUCGCCUGCAGCAGCUAUUCAGGAAGCUAGCUAGCAGAGUAACUAGCUAGCUGUAAUAUCUGGCGACUAACUCCAGUUUUAGCUUUCCACCAGCGGGGGACUCUGGCUCUAUUUUGAACAAAUGGCAGAACCGAGGAAAGUUCCCUUCGUCACCCUAUCGUCGUUCAACACAUCCACUCCGUCGACUCUGGAGUUCAGCAAGAAACGCCGCCGCGAAGAUGAGGCCGUGACUUUGGGGAGAGACGGCGGAGGAAAUGUGGCCGGGUCAGGAGGUGAUGGAGGUCUGUUUGGGAACACGAAGAGUGAUGUCGCUGAGCCCGGGGAAACCAAGCCGACGGUCCGCCUCGACCUCUGUCUCUCCGAGCCGAGUGAACGCGGUUCUGCAGAGUUCAACUACACCGAGCUGGUGGUCUCUAUUCCUUCACGUCCUUCUCAGGUAAAACCAGCAGGUUCAACUGUCCCAAAAGGACUCACACCCCCACUGGACCCCAACGACCCACUUGCUGAUGAUGAACGGGAGAGACGUGAGGUGGAAGAGUUGGCCAGGAAGUUUGAAAGCAAAUACGGUGGUGCCGCUAAGAAGAAGAAAAGGGACAGGAUGCAGGAUCUCAUUGACAUCGGCUAUGGUUACGAUGAGACCGACCCAUUUAUAGACAAUUCAGAAGCUUACGAUGAGCUGGUACCGGCCUCCCUGACCACCAAACAUGGAGGUUUCUACAUCAACACGGGCACCCUGCAGUUCCGACCCACGUCCGACUCGGAAGGGGAAAACACAGAGAAUAAUCACAUCAAAAUGAAAGACGGGGAAGAGCGUGUAAUUAAAAAACGGAGGAAAAAGCAGGACGGUGCAAUUUUGGAGGAGAAAAAACCCAGGAAAAAUAGAGUACCAAAGCCCGGAGUGUCGUCCUUGAAUCGUCCAGAAAAGAAGAAGAGGAAGAAGCUAAUGAAAGAUUCUAUCCAGCUGGCCAACAUGCUGCGUCGCUUCACAAGGGAGAAGGAAGAGGAGCGAAAGAGGAACAUGGUUACCGCCAGCCUGCCGAGACCCAACUCCAAAGUGCCCAUUGCCAACAGUGUGGUUGUCAACAGCCAGUCAAAGGCUGUAGCCGGCAACGACUGCAACAUGGCGGACCUCACCACCGACCCGGCUGUCAUGUCCCUGCUUGGCACAGCCAAUAACGACGUGCUGCAGGACAUGAUGGGGGAUCUAGACUUUGCCAUGCUGGACUCCCCGCAGCCCUCCAGUCCUACUCAGGGCGAGAACGGCUCCUUCGGCAUGGGCCAUAAAGCGGGCUUAGGCCGCGUGUCACAGGGUAAUGUGAUGAGUCCUCCACCCCUGCCCACUGGCCUCCCGGGCCCCCUCUCGAAGCGCAUUGAAGACCUCAGAGCGGCCUCCCGUCUCUUCGACGAAGAGGGACGCAAGAAAUUCUUCACAUUGGACAUGAACAACAUCCUAUUGGAUAUUGAGUUGCAGGUUCAGGAGCAGCCAGGAGACGUGCGUUCAGCUGUGUACUCUCACUUAGAGGCCUUCGUUCCAUGUAAUAAGGAAGCUCUGCUCAAGCGCCUUAAGAAGCUCAGCCUCAACAUACAGGAUGACCGUCUCCGUACACCCCUACUCAAGCUGAAGCUGGCCGUGUGCAGCGUGAUGCCGGAGCAGAUCGCUCGAUACAACAUGGACUGUAUCGCUAAAGUGGCAAAGCAGCAGUCUGAGGAGGGAGAGAAAAAUGGUUCUGAGGAUGAUGAUGAGGAGAAGCCAGGAAAGCGGGUGAUGGGACCUCGGAAGAAGUUUGUCUGGGAUGACAAACUCAGGUCGUUGCUGUGUAACUUGGUGCGGGUGAAGCUGAGCUGUUACGAGCUGGAGGGUAAGAACUCGUCCCCUGAGGACUACCUCAAAGCCUUUAUGGAGACUGAAGUGAAACCUCUGUGGCCCAAAGGUUGGAUGCAGGCCAGGAUGCUGUUUAAAGAGAGCGUCAUGGCCCACGGUCACCUCACUGGCUACACAGCGAAGAGAAGGAUUGUUACCACACCCAAAGCCAAGCCAAAGGAAGCAGCGUGGGUUCGGACCACGCCCUCGGCAGGCGUCCCCCCAACCCCCGCCGGCCAGGUUGCCAAGCGACCGUGCCAGUUGCCAUCUGAGCCCAUAUGCGUGGACUCCCUGGACGACGAUCUGGCAGUUCCGUCCCUGGACUCCAUUUCCCAGGCACUUGUGAUCCUUGGCAAUGCCGCCAAGGGCCUGGCACAAGGGGACAGCCCCCCUUCCCCCGACAGACCCAAGAGCACCACCAACCCCGCCCCUCCCUCUCACGUCUCACCACUCAUCCAGCAGCAGAAAAAGAACUCUGUCAGCAUGGCCAGCUCCAACGCCCCCCUCUACAUGUCUACCUCGUCAUCUCCCGCCGCCCCUUUGUCUCGGCCGUCCUCCGUCACAUUCUCGCCGGUGUCGUCGGUUAAGGUGGACGCCAUGGGGGUUGUUAAGGGCCCGGGUCAACUGCACCGACACUCCGUGUUGAACAUUCAGAGACCUGUGGGUGUGGGUGUGGGUGUGGCUAAGGUUAACUCACCGUCUUCAGCGUCUAAACCCCGCCCUCCGCCUACCGCGUCACCCCUUGCGCCCCCAGGAUCGAAGAUGGGCGUGUCCACUUCCUCUUCUGGCCUCAUCAAAUGCAGCAAUAGCAAAGGAGUCAACAGUGGCGACGCCGUCGUCAUUACAUCACCUCCGUCUCGACCGACGCCCCAUCCGUCACCCGCACACGUCACCCCCAAAACCUUCCUGCCGACGCCUUUACCACUCACCCCACAGAGCAAGCCCUCCCCCUCCCCGUCCCACCCAGGAGUUCAACCUGCGCCACAGUCCGCCUUCAUCACCCCGAUGCACGCCACUCUCACCAAGUCCACCCACAGCGGCAUCACCCCCAUCGUCAAACUCACGCCUCGCACCCUCAACUCAGCCGUCAGCACCUCCAGCUCGCCCGCACCCUCCCAGAGCGCCAGAUCUCAGGCGGCCCCUCCCAUGCAGCAGCAGUUCUCCUCCAAAAGCCCCGCCGGGUUCCGCCCGCCGUUCUCAGGUGCCCAGGCGGCAGCAGCCAAGGUGGGUCAGGGUGGCUACACCCCCCCCGGCAGCCAGAAGAGUCCGCUAAUCAUGAGCAGCAGCACAGCCAACACCAGCCUUAUCAGCACCUCAUCCAUGGCCAAGCAUUCAGGAUCCAGCACCACCCCGACGCCACCCUCUGCCAACACGGGCCAGCGGCAGAGGCCGGGGGGUCUGACGUCUCAGGGGCCCAAACCGGUCGCGUCUGUCCCGUCAUCGGCCUCUUCUCCGCUACCGCAGGUUUCCUCAGCAGGGGGCAGCGGUCUGCUGGGCUCCACAGCGUCUCUUCCUUUGGGCUUUGGGAUGCUGGGGGGCCUCGUUCCCGUCUCGCUGCCCUUCCAGUUCCCCUCCCUGCUCAACCUGCCGCCUUUGGGCACAGCCGGCUCCAGCACGGCGGCCGGCGACUCUGCAGCCAGUAGCAACGCACCCUUCUUGGCUCAGAAUCUGUAUAAGAGCCUCCAGUCGGGGUCUCAGGUUGCUCUGCCUCCUCACUUGCAGCUAGCUUUCUCAGAUGUCAACCAAAGCCAAGGGGACGCUAAAAGGAAGACGCUAUGAUGCAGCGGGCCACUUUUUUAAAUCAUCUCUCAUGAAUGCCAGUUUUUAAAAGGAAAAAAAAUGUUUUAAAUCACGUGUACAUGCUAUCCUUCACAGAUUUGCUAAACAUGACAGCAGGUCCGUGUUUACAAGACAGACCUAUAUCACUGUGGACAGGGAAAAGGAAUGAGUGACCGUUUUAGGAGUGUGUGUGUGUGUGUGUGUUAGAAUGUGUGGAUCUCGUAGCAUUGACAGCGUGCCUUUUGUAUGUUUCCCUCUGCUGCAUGGUCAGUGUCUACCUGGUGCUGUUUUUAAACUAUAAUGUAAUUAUCACUGACACUUGUAAGAAAUGUAAACUGCAGAUUGCUGAAAUUGAGCUUUUUUUCUCUGCCAAGCUGUACUUUUUUUUUCUAUUAUACUUGAAUUCAUGAAUGAGUUCUAGUCUGUAUAGUACUGAAUACUUUUAAUUAAAACAAUCUUCCCCC